UUAGUUAUUGUUGUCUGCUUCACAGUGGCGUAAACAAGCGCCAGUUUUCAUUGAAUGGGAAAGCAUUUAUCGUUUAUUCGGUGUAUUCAAUUCAAAUAAUGGAAAAUACAAACCAAACGGACCAUUGACAGGUAUCUCUUUCGGAGAAACGCUAUAUAUAAACGGUAAGUAGUUGUUUUCUCCCCCAAUCACCAUCCCCAUCCUACCAACACCUCGCCGUGUUGAGAAUCCGAUUUCAUGUGCUCUGCGCGCGCUUCAUAUGAAAACAACUUGGCCAGCAAGAUAAUUCUGCUCUGAUCUCCUAUCCGGUUGGAUAAAGGAUCGUGUGUUUCAUUUUAUUUUCACUUAUCACAACAUUUAGCGAAUCCCAGUUUGUUAGAUACAUUUGCCGAAACUAAACACUAAUAUUUCAGUAAUCCAUGCCAUGGCCUCCUGUGAUAAGUAAACACUUAACCAAUUUAAUGUCAUCGGUCACAAUAGUGUUAAAAUAAACAUUUGUACUUUACAGACUCUAGAGAAGUUUAAGUUGUGCUUAUCAACAAAUAAGUAAUAUAUUAUUCAUUAUUAAGGUGUCUAGUAUGAUUCAGAGAAGUUUCAUAUGAUUUCUCAAAAUGGUCAAAAGACCAGUUCUUCCAACUCACGAGUUCUUGCUCUGAGGACACACACACACACACACACACACAUCAUCACUGAUAACACACACACACACACACAUCAUCACUGUUAAACACACACACACACACACACACAUCAUCACUGUUAAACACACACACACACACACACAAAAAUCCCCUCUCUUUAGGCUGAACAUUUGAAGACAGAGAACCCGACUCAGAGCCAAUGCAACAGUGGAGGGGACCUCGCCCAACUCAUCAGGACCAAUCAGAAGAUCAGAACUACUAGAUUCAACCUACAUCAUUUAUUGUAUAAAAUGUCAGCACACAAUGUUUUCGGGGCUCUCUUCAGAUAGCUCCCUAAGAGUUUGACGAACGAGUCCGUGCACGCGAUUCCAGAUAUCUUUACCUCUGAAUAAACUGCCUUUAUUAUACCAUAUCCACCCUGUCCAAAGUCUCUACUUGGUCUCAGUUCUCCAGUAAACUUGUGAUUAUCAACAGUACACAACGGUAACAAACAAUUGGGGGAACUCACGGGGCAGAUAGUAAGGUCGCAGUGACACAGAAAGCAGUUCAAUGUCGGGGCUCGGGGGUACAGAGUCGCUCUCUUACCAGGAUCGAUUUUCCCUGUGACUGUCAGAUCGAGGUCCGCUCCGACCAGGGUGAAGCCGGCCGGCUCCACUUCUCUGUCCGGGACUCUGUCAUCCAGCCAAGUCUCCCAGCUGUAUUGGAUUCCGCUGCCAGCAACGUUUUCAUUAUUUAGUCCGUUCGUAGCGGGUAUGUACACGAUCAACAAGAUCAGUCCAAAACCCACCACUGGAAAUCCAUGGUUGGCAGAAUGUUUGUAAACUAAGUGUACAAAUUAAAAACAUAAAAUAACGCCACUAAGUGUACAAAUUAAAAACAUAAAAUAACGCCACACUGCAGGUCGCAACAGAGACGCUGCUAGCCGCUAUUUGCUUAGUUACGUUCAUGGUUACGUCACGUAUGACGAAAGCGCGUAAGUGCAGUAAGUAUAAAUCUCCAAUGUGUACUUUUAUAGACGAAUUUUGCACCAGAAGUCUGUAUUCAACUGCUUAAAAAACAAAUACAUUAUUGACAUUUUUACAUGUUUUCUUUGUAAAUAUAAUGUUUAAAGGGUCUAGUUUACAUAUGUGCCUUCAUUUUCAAUACAUUGAAUCCAUGACCAAGAGUAUGUGGACGCCUGCAUGUCGAACAUCUCAUUCAAAAAUCAUGGCCAUUAAUAGUUGGUCCCCCCUUUGCUGCUAUAACAGCCUCCACUCUUCCGGGAAGGCUUUCCACUAGAUGUUGGAACAUUGCUGCGGGGACUUGCUUCCAUUCAGCCACAAGAGCAUUAGUGAGGUCGGGCACUGAUGUUGGGCGAUUAGGCCUGGCUCGCAGUAGGCGUUCCAAUUCAUUGAGUUUAGGGCUUUGUGCAGGCCAGUCAAUUUCUUCCACACCGAUCUCGACAAACCAUUUCAGUAUGGACCUUACUUUGUGCACGGGGGCAUUGUCAUGCUGAAACAGGAAAGGGCCUUCCAAACCGUUGCCACAAAGUUGGAUGGUCAGAAUUGUCUAGAAUGUCAUUGUAUGAUGUAGCGUUAAGAUUUCCCUUCACUGGAACUAAGGGGCCUAGCCCGAACCAUGAAAAACAGCCCAGACCAUUAUUCCUCCUCCACCAAACUUUACAGUUGGCACUAUGCAUUGGGGCAGGUAGCUUUGUCCUGGCAUCCGCCAAACCCAGAUUCAUCCGUCGGACUGCCAGAUGGUGAAGAUGAUUCAUCACUCUAAAGAACUCUAGAGUCCAAUAGCGGCGAGCUUUACACCACUCCAACCGAUGCUUGACAUUGUGCAUGGUGAUCUUAGACUUGUGUGCGGCAGCUCGGCCAUGGACACCCAUUUCAUGUAUCUCCCGACCAAAACAGUUAUUGUGCUGACGUUGCUUCCAGAGGCAGUUUGGAACUCGCCGGUACCGUUCUGUGAGCUUGUGUGGCCUACCACUUUGUGGCUGAGCCGUUGUUGCUCCUAGAUGUUUCCACUUCACAACAACAGCACUUACAGUUGACCGGGGCAGCUCUAGCAGGGCAGAAAUUUUACGAAAUGACUUGUUGGAAAGGUGGCACCCUAUGAUGGUGCCACGUUGAAAGUCACUGAGUUCUUCAGUACGGGCCAUUCUACUGCCAAUGUUUGUCUAUGGAGAUUGCAUGGCUGUGUGCUCGAUUUUAUACACCUCUCAGCAACGGGUGUGGCUGAAAUAGCCGAAUCUACUGAUUUGAAGGGGCGUCCACAUAUUUUUCUAUAUAUAGUGUAUAUGAAAAUAUCUUAGCAGUCACAUUUGCUGCAAUUUAUUAUAAAUAUUUAAUCAUAGCAGGUGUAUUUAUCUUUUCCGUGGAUUUAAGUUGAGUUGGGUUAUGGAUAUACAUUUUUAUACAUAUACUUGACCAAUAUGAUCUUACAAAUGAUUUUACCAUUAUCCAUUAGCCUUUACAUAUGUUUAAAUCAGUGAUUCUGACUAAAACUUAAUAUUUUGUUAUUUCACGGGAAUUGGCCAUGUAUAGACCCAUAAACUGAAUUUGACAUUUUAGUAAUUUAGCAGACGCUCUUAUCCAGAGCGACUUACAGUUAGUGAGUGCAUACAUUUUCAUACUGGCCCCCCGUGGGAAUCGAACCCACAACCCUGGCAUUGCAAACGCCAUGUUCUACCAACUGAGCUACAGGGGGCCUGUGAAUUAGUGUAGUACCUUAACAAAUAUUGAAUGUCAAUAGGUUUGUUUAGUGUCUCUUGCUCAAUGGUAGACCUGAUGUAUGUGAGUUUUGCUGAAUAGUCACAAGGGUAGACCUGGUUUAUCAGAGUGUUGGGACAUAACCACAGGUGUAAACCUGGUUCGUAUGGGUAUUUGAGCUGAAAUAUGCAGGUGUAGGUCUGGUUUAUAUUAGUAUUGCGACUCAGUCAAAGGUGUGGACCUGGUUUGUAAGAGUUCUGGAGCUGAGGUGCAGGGGUGGUUUACAGUUUAUGAGUAUUCAGGCUUCGGAGAAAUGCAGGAGUACACCUAUUUUUAUGACAAUUGGGGCUGAUGUAGCAGUAGAGCUGUUAAAAAAUAAUAAUCUAGAUUGGGUUAGACAUGCAGGUGUACGUACAGUGCAUUUGGAAAGUAUUUAGACCCCUUGCCUUAUUCUAAAAUGGAUUACAUUGGUUUUGUUUCUCAUCAAUGUACACACAAUACCCCAUAAUGACAAAGGAAAAACUGUUUUUUAUACAUUUUUGCAAAUUUAUAAAAAAAAAAAACGUAAAUAUUACAUUUACGUAAGUAUUCAGACCCUUUACUCAGUACUUUGUUGAAGCAUCUUUCCCUCCAUCCUGACUAGUCUCCCAGUCCCUGCCGCUGAAAAACAUCCCCACAGAAUGAUGCUGCCACCACCAUGCUUCACCGUAGGGAUGGUGGCAGGUUUCCUCCAGACGUGACACUUGGCAUUCAGGCCAAAGAGUUCAAUCUUGGUUUCAUCAGACCAGAGAAUGUUGUUUCUCAUGGUCUGAGAGUCCUUUAGGGUGCCUUUUGGCAAACUCCAAGCGGGCUGUCGUGCCUUUUACUGAGGAGUGGCUUCCGACUGGCCACUCUACCAUAAAGGCCUGAUUGGUGGAUUGCUGCCGAGAUGGUUGUCCUUCUGGAAAGUUCUCCCAUCUCCACAGAGUGAUCAUCAGGUUCUUGGUCAACUCCCUGACCAAGGCCAUUCGCCCCCGAUUGCUCAGUUUGGCCGGCCGGCCAGCUCUAGGAAGAGUCUUGGUGGUUACAAACUUCUUCCAUUUAAGAAUGAUGGAGGCCACUGUGUUCUUGGGGACCUUCAAGGCUGCAGAAAUGUUUUGGUACCCUUCCCCAGAUCUGUGCCUCAACUCAAUCCUGUCUCGGAGCUCUAUGGACAAUUCCUUCGACCUCAUGGCUUCGUUUUUGCUCUGACAUGCACUGUCAACUGUGGGACCUUAUAUAGACAGGUUUGGGCCUUUCCAAAUCAUGUCCAAUCAAUUGAAUUGACCACAGCUGGACUCCAAUCAAUUUGUAGAAACAUCUCAAGGAUGAUCAAUGGAAACAGGAUGCACCUGAGCUCAAUUUCGAGUCUCAUAUAAAGGGUCUGAAUACUUAUGUAAAAAAGGUCUUUCUGUUUUUUAUUUUGUAUUUUUUGCAAACUUUUCUAAAAACCAGUUUUCGCUUGGUCAUUAUGGGGUAUUGUGUGUAGAUUGAGGAAAUGUUUUAUUUAAUCCAUUUUAGAAUAAGGCAGUAACGUAACAAAAUGUGGAAUAAGUCAAGGGGUCUGAAUACAUUUACAUUACAUUUUAGUCAUUUAGCAGAUGCUCUUAUCCAGAGCGACUUACAGUUAGUGAAUACAUAUUUUUUUAUACUGGCCCCCCGUGGGAAUCGAACCCACAACCCUGGCGUUGCAAACGCCAUGCUCUAUCAACUGAGCUACAUCCCUGCCGGCCAUUCCCUCCCCUACCCUGGACGACGCUGGGCCAAUUGUGCGCCGCCCAUGAGUCUCCCGGUCGCGGCCGGCUGCGACAGAGCCUGGAUUCGAACCAGGAUCUCUAGUGGCACAGUUAGCACUGCGAUGCAGUGCCUUAGACCACUGCGCCACUCAGGAGUCUCUACGAAUGCACUGUAUUGGGGCUAAGGAUUAGGGGUAAAUGUUGGUUAAUUUUAUUAUAGGCAGAGCACUGUAUUUUUCGCUCGCUCUCUUUUUCUCUCGCUCUUGCUCGCUCUCUCUCUCUCUCUCUCUCUCUAAAAAGCAAUACGGAUUACAUGUUAGGGUUACUAAUUGCAUAAGAUUUGCAUAGUGGCAUGUCUGGCAAAAAUGUGGGAGUGAAUGGUUUAUGAGUAUUACCUGGUUUACUACUACCAUUACUAUUGUUACAGUAGUUACUAUCACCUGUUCCUUAACUACUAUGUCCACUUCACUUGUUGUGUUUUCCAAGCAGAGGCUAUAAGCAGGUGGUGUAGGUGGGGUGCCCGUGGAGAGAGAGAUGAGACAGUGGAGACAGCUUGGCACAGAACCACUGGACCAAUGAGCUGACACUGGCAGGGAGCCCUGAGACAGGCAGACAGGAGGCCACCGGACCAGGACAUCUAGUGGACUCCAGAACGCCUCACCAUGCCCAUAGUAGUUCCAUGCAUUUCAAUCUAGGGUAGCCUGAGGAGGAAGCUAGCAUGUGGGGCAUGGAAGAACGUAUGGAUAUGGACCACGAUGAAGAGGAGGAGGGUUUCAGUUGGGAAGAACCAGGAGAGGAUGAUUGGACUGCACCACUUCUAUCACCAUCACAUCAUCAGAGUAGACCCACAGCCAGUAACUCUGCUAGCCCCUCACAAAUAAAAACACAGCCCAAUGGGUUCAGGAUGCGGAGGCUGCUGCGCUGGCAUGGACUCAGUAGGACUGUGAACCGCCGCACUCGCUUGGCCCUGCAUUGGAGGACAUGGUGCCAGCGGGCUAAAUGGGCUGGGACUUUGGGCCUGGGGUACAGGCGAGCUAGGACUAGGAUGUGGCACCGCAGGAACAGACAUCUCCACAGCAGACUGAAGCCAGGAAGAUCCCGUCUGAAUGGGGGAUCUCAAGGCUGCUUUCAGGAAAGGGAAGAUAUAGAGGCUGGAGAUGGUAUGUAUAAUGUUGUUGUUUUUGGACCAAAUUUAAUGUUGGAUGUGUCAUGAAAUAUGGAACAUUAAUAUAUGUAAACUGGAAGUUGUAUCAGAAUUACUUGUUUCCCUCCACCCCCUUUCCUUAAUUUGUCUUCAAAAAUUAGCAGUAGCAUUUCAUGAAAGAAAGAAUGAUCACAGACUGUUCUGUAGAGCUGAAAUGGUUAAUAAAGGUUAAUAUCUUUUACACAACCUGCACCCAUCUCCUGUUUUUCCUCAGACUCUUGGGCAUGUGGGACUAAUGGACUCAUAGGGAAUGAGGUGGCGAGCAAUGCAGCCAAGGUUGGGGACAGGGACGGGCUGGGCUUCCAUGAAUCACCUAUAGGCCUGCCAACCAUCCACAAGGAUAAACCUCCUCCUCAGCAGCAACUCAGCAGUGAACACAUCUCCUGUGUACAAGGUAAAACAGCUUUGAGUACUAGUCUACUUUUCUGAUAAAAACCAAUGGAAAACCACACUAGGUAGGGCUGAACCCAUUUAGCCGACUGGUCGAUUGUUUGGUCGAUAGGCUGUUGGUCGACCGAGAUUUCUUUAGUUGAGCAGUCGCAAAUAUACUUUUUUGUUUCAUGGUGCACAAGACACCUGUCUGAUUCGCUCCUGUCUCAGUGGACUAAUCCAUUGCGGAGGCCACUGGGAUUGCACAGUCCAUCACUCUAAGUCAUGUGAUACUGAAAUUGUAUAUGGUUAUAUUAUGUACAAAUAAUGGUGCAACACUAAUAAAUCGAAUAUUAUUUUAUAACAUGCGCUUUCUGCCGCGUUGAAUACAGUCGCUGUCCGCGGUUAUGAAACAUAAUCUUCAGUGCGCCGUAGAAUUGGCGCCUUUCCCUAUGUUGUUAUGUGCAUAAUAGCAAAAUGAACCAGCAUAUUAGGAUUGAGAACAAUGCGGCGGAGGCAGCAGCAGUAGAGACGAGGAAACAGCCCUUGCUUUAGCCUAAUUGUCUAAGAAAAUUGAGGAGAGAGGAAACCCCAAUUUAAUUAGGUCUAUAAUCAACAGCCUAACUGUUAAAUGUGCCUGGCUUUAUAAAUCAUCCAAAUAUAUCUACAGAAAUAAGACCGAUCCUGCUUCUGUUGCCUGUUUGAGUGUUUGUUUAAUAGCCUACUGAUUCUGUGAGCACCAAGCCUCAUGCAACGGCAAAAUGUUGAAUAAAGCAAUUUGACAGAUGUUUCUGUUUUUAAUCUUUGCUAUGCUGUAAUAAAGGCUUUAGAAUUUUUUCGCGUUAGAACAGACAGGUAUUACUACUUAUUUACACUGUUCCAAACAGGCAGAAAAAUACAAUUGUAAUUUAACUGCACCUGCUUGUCACACAUAAUAUGCACACAGCUCUCGCUCCAAUACCCUCCUUUUUCUUCAUCUCCUUAUUGUUAUUAUUCAAAUUAUUAUUAUGAUCAUCAUUAUAAUAAUAAGGAAUGUCGUUAUCAUUAGUAGGCUUUGUAUAGUAGCCUUGUAUAACCACCAUUGAGCUGUAGGCCUAAGGGCGCGUCCUGUUUAGUCUUAAUACCGUAACUUACUUAGGCCUAUAUUUCAAUAUAUAGGCUACUGUAUCAAUCAAUCAUUCAUUUGUUCAUGCCAUCGCACAGCAUACGAGACAUUCAUGCUUUGAAAUGCAAUCAAACAUUUUAGUUUUAAAAUUUAAAUAAAGGGAGCUUUGAAUAUUAGCACACACAAUACUCACGCAACGCUUGCUCCUAUACCCUCCUUUUUCUUGUUCUCAAGUAGUUUCCACAACUAAGUCAAAUGUCUUCCAUAGAUCUGACUUCCCCUUUCCCUCCUGAGCAACCAGUAAACAUUCGGCCAUUUCAAGUUUAUUUUUCACGUCCUCCGAUCCAUUUUGUUGUCACGUGUUACUGCGUUUGUAGUUUUCUUAUUACCAAUUUAUUGAAGUGAUUAUGAUAGGUUAUAGGUCAGGUCCUAUUGGUCACAUGCAUGCGAUGCUUACAUGUUUCACGCAAAGAGCGCAAGGGUUGAGGGAAUAGGGAUUGUUUUUCCUAAUCAAAUUCGGGAUUUCAGUAACAGAACUUUUCAGUCAGAAACAAGUAUGAAACUAAAUGGCUGAAAUGAUGUUGCAGCUUCAGCACGGACAGCGCAAUGAACACUUGCUGUGCUGUGGUGCCUUUUCGCUGCAGUAGGGAGGAAAGUGAGACAACGUGCGCCAAUCACACAGGCACUCGCUGUCAUUUUUUAAAACGCAGUGCGAGUCAUUUGUGUGUCUUAAUUAUUUAAUCAAACAGUGUGCUUAAAGCAUCAGACAAGCUCAGUGCAUAUGCAGAUGAUUUUAUUCAAACACUUAGGGUGUGUCUGUCUAUAUAUGGAAAAAUAAGUUUAAACAUUUCGAUUAAUCGAUUGGUCGAAAGAACAGGACGACUUUCGGUCGACCAAGAUUUAUUUUAGUCGGGGACAGUCCUCAUUGCCUACUAUAGAUAUAGAAUUAUUAAUUCACUCCAGAUGUGGUAGGCUAAUGAAGAAAGAUGCCUAAAUGGUCCAUUAAUGGGUUAGGGUCAACGUUGACUGGGCGAAGAUUAAUUAGAAUUUAUGCAUUGAUUGAGCUCUAUCUCCAGACUGAAGCUUUGACCAUAGAGAUCUAAUAUAACACAAUGUGAUAAAAACAUUAAUUUGGUGAUUCUAUAAUAAAAUAUGUUCUAUUUAAUUUGUGUGGCUUUGUGACUGUCCCCGCUCUCUCCCAGGGAUGUUGAAUGAAUUCCUACAGCAGUACGGGAGCAUGAUCCCUAUCCAUGUGGAUGAGGUGGUGGACAAGCUACAGGACAUCUUCCCCAGCAAGAGCUUCUCCGAUCCACACAGGUUUGUCACGUAAUUGGCCUUUAACCUCAUCAUGCUCAUUGCAUAUCAGCAUCCUGGGUCAUUUUCGUUAGGCACACAAUGGGAUAUACUUUUAAACGUUUUGCAAUGGGAAAUGAAAACGAGCGUUUCUUAUUGUACAAGUCCAAGUAGUCCCUCCCCAUCUGCGGUUCGGAAUAUUUGGUGCCUAAUGAACGUGUGUUGUAUUUUCAUGUUGAAAAGUGUCUCAUUCAUUGUUGUUGUGUCCCUUCCAAAGGAAAGUGGUUGUGCAGCACCUCAUCCAGUCUUACCAGCGUCUGUCUGGGACUGCCAUGGUGAGGGGGUUCUGUGUCAACUACAAGCGACAUGCCCUCACAAUGGAUGACCUCAGCACGUUGUAUGGACAGAACUGGCUCAAUGACCAGGUACUUCUACUCUUUAACAUUUGAAAAGAACACUGUGUAUUUUCUGAGCCACAGUAGUAGCACAUCUCAGUUGGUUUGUCUUGGUCAGGCCAAAUCACCUCACGUUUUGGACAUUUUGUGAGAAAAAAUUGUUUUACUUGACCAGUUUAUGAAAUAUUUCAUAGAUACUGAGUUAUGAUUCAGUAUAGAAUAGAGUGUGUGAUUUUCAUUUCUUUUUCAGUGUGUGAUUUAUGUAAACAUUGUGACUAAAUAAUAUAAAUAUUUGUGUUUUUCAGAAAUUAUGUUAAAGUUUUGUCUUUAAUGAUAUCUUGUCUUGGAACCACAGAUCAUGAACAUGUAUGGGGAUUUGGUUAUGGACACAGUCCCAGAAGAGGUGAGAAAAAUAACAUGCCUUAUAAUAUGAAUGUCAAAUAUGUUUUGGAGAGAGAAAUUGUGAUGACAUUUAGGUGCUGGCAUCCUCUUACCUCAUCGGUCAUGUUAUGCCCCAUUCCUCAUUUGCAAGUAUUUUUCCCGUCAACACAGGAAAGCCCCACUAUUGUGUGUGUGCACAAACUCACCUUGUGUAUUAUGUGUUCCCAUUCACACCGUGGCUACUGUCCUCUCCUCUUUCUUUCAGGUUCAUUUUUUCAACAGCUUUUUUUACGACAAGUUGAGGACAAAGGGCUAUGACGGGGUCAAACGGUGGACAAAAAAUGUGAGUUAUCCCUGGCGGAAUUUCAUUUAGCAUGUGUUCUAUAGUUUAGUCAUGUUGUCAAGUGUGUUUGUUUGUUUGUAUAUUUGUUUUGUUUUGUAUCACCACGUCAGAAGAUUAUUUUAUAUUUUUUUUACAUCAACAAUGCACACUGAUCAGCAUUUCUGUAAAUAUAUCACUGUAGUCCCUGGAGAGAAAAUAAAAGUAGAGAGAACAUUUUUGUAAAAAAUCAAAUUAAGUUUCCACCCAUACCCUUUUCUCCAGGUGAACAUUUUCCAGAAGAGGCUACUGUUGAUCCCUAUCCAUCUGGAGGUGCACUGGUCUCUGGUGUGUGUGGAUGUCCCACAGCGCGCCAUCACAUACUUCGACUCCCAGCGCACCCUCAACCGCCGCUGCCCAAAGGUCUGUGUAGUGUACCUCCCUGUGCUUAAAGCCUAUCUGUGCGGUCGGACCUGUGCAGUCAUACGGAUGUGGAAAGUAUAAAUCUGCCUUUAUGCCAGUACAAACACUCCAUCAGUCAGUCUGCUCAUUUGGAUCUAUAGCAGUGGUAUUGAAACUUUUUCAGCGGGAACCCCAUUUUUUCAGCCAGAAUUUCAGAGGACCCUAUUUGUUCCCCAAUAAUUUCUCACGACCCCACCCCAAAACUAAUGACAAAAUGAAAAGAAACCAAUAAAUACAUUUACUCAAUAAAAGUUUCUCACAUGAUCUUUCUCAAAAACGUUUGUAUACUGUCCCAUACAAUAAUCUGUACUCUUGAUUUUUUUGUUAAUAAAAUGUUUUGUUCCCCCGCGACCCCGACUUUGAAAACCACUGAUCUGUAGGGAGCACAUCUGCUCCUCUCAGUGGACAUACUUGUAUAUCUUUUAUCCCUCAGUGGAUUCAUAUUCACCCAUGUAUUUCUCUUGAUUUUUUAGCACAUUGCAAAAUACUUACAGGCUGAGGCAAUCAAGAAAGAGCAGAAGGAUUUUAUCACAGGGUGGAAGGGUUUCUUCAAAAUGGUAAGAGGGCUUUUGGAUUUUUGGUGGGCAAUGUUUAUUUGUGAGUUGAUACCAUGUUUUUGUGAUGGUUGUUGUUGUCCCAUGUGCUUCCCAGAACGUGGGCAGGCAGAACAAUGACAGCGACUGCGGAGCAUUUGUCCUUCAGGUGGGUUAACUUAAAUAUCAUUAUUCAUAUUUCAAUAUCAACAGAACCUAAAGUGCAAUCUGUCUAUUUCUACAACGGGUGGGUCUAAUCCUGAAUGCUGAAUGCUGGUUAAAAGCGCAUUUCAGCCAGUGUCUAUUCCACAAGUUACCACCGGCUAAAUCUAUAACGUUAAAAUGCCUAUUUACUCUGUUCCAUCUGACUGCGCAAUCUACUGUCUCAUCAGCCCAGCUAGGCAAGUUAUCCACUUGAUCUCCACUAUAAAAAACAUCUAGACAUUAUCUCACAUUUCUUUCAGACUAACAUUUAGUUUUCAACAGCGGAGAUUUGUAUAAACCUUGCUGUCUCUCUGACAUUUGCAACAUUGUUUCAAUAUUCAAAUUCGAUCUCCAGCUGUCCCAUAAUAAUGAACGAGUUGGGACGAAACAGACAGGCAGGCAGUAUUUCUCAGCCAGUCGAAAUCAUGAAUCAGCUGGCAUCAUUUUUAUGGAUAUAUACAAAGAAAUGUCAAUUGAAAAAAGGUAAAACUAAACGAAGCGUAGCCACUGUAGUUUGCAGUCUUUCCAGCUUCAAUUUGAAGUGAUUGUGUUAGCUGUGGUGUUGGCUAGCUCCUCUGAACAAGUGUCCUGACGAGAGAGCACAUUCUCUAUGCCUGCGAAAUCGCACCUCAGUAGCUCAUUGUUAUGGAUGUAUCCAAAUAAAUGUCACUAGAAAACAGCUUAAACAAAUGCAAAUGAAGCUACUUUGCUGUUAUUCUGGCAGCACUUUUUGACGUGACUGUAAGUUAGCCGUAGUUGGCUAGCUAGCAAGCAAGGGAUAAGAACGUUGCCAGCCAGUAUGGCAAUGGAACAUUUAGAACGAACGACUGGGUCGCGUCCCUAGAUACAGAACAAAAAGACUGAACGACUGGGUCGCGUCUCUGGCAACCGAACCAAUAGAACGAACGACCAGCCGGCUUGGGUAGCAACCCUAGAUUUGUGUCGGAACUAUAUCUUGUGGAAGGAUGAAAUGGUAUGAAUAAAUGAAUCAAAACGUUUUUAAUGAAAGUAUGUCAAUCAUUAUUUGAAUAUGUUGGUAAACCGUUGUAUAGAAGUGAUAAUGCCCUCGAAGCCGGUGUUUGGAGGAUAUAUUGGCACAGUUUGCCGGACCUUGACUUUGUCUCGGGCCUAUCAACACCCGUUGCCAAUAUAUCCUUCAAACACCGGCUUCUCGGGCAUUAUCACUUAACUAAUCAUGUUCUUUGAAAACUUUGUUAACAACACACUUUAUCGUAUGCUACACACAAACCGGUAGAAAAUUAAUUUGCUUUGAAAUCUAUCGUAAAUACAGUAUACUAUAUCAUUGCAUUUGCCAUUGAUAUUGACAUUAACUUCGCUUAGUUUUUCUGUUUUUUUCCCCCACAGUACUGUAAGUACCUAGCCUUGGAGCAGCCGUUCAGUUUUGGCCAGCUGGACAUGCCAAAGCUGCGGAGACUCAUGUACAAAGAGUUGUGUCAUUGCAAGCUCUCACUGUGAGCUUGAAUGAAACAACUAUCACAGAACGAAAGAAGACGAAGACUAUUCACCCUUCCCUUCCCCCAACUCUCUAGGCAGAUAUUUUUUUUAACAAGAUGGACAUUGUUGCAUUUUUUUCUUUCUCACACCCACUCACUCUUUAUAUCUGUUUAUUUUCCCUUUUGAUUUAAGUAAACAGUACUGUACUCUCCUAUGAGAUCCUAUGAGGACACUAAAUUGUACUCCUGAGUGGCGCAGUG
Coregonus sp. 'balchen' is the source of this 13071-nucleotide messenger RNA. Lineage: Eukaryota; Metazoa; Chordata; Actinopteri; Salmoniformes; Salmonidae. The record is from the annotation of a GenBank genome assembly.